Molecule: messenger RNA, 2840 nt
Organism: Amoebophrya sp. A120
Lineage: Eukaryota; Dinophyceae; Syndiniales; Amoebophryaceae
Source: the annotation of a GenBank genome assembly
AUGAAGUUAAAAUUUUGGAAAAUGACAUCUUUUACCCUACGACGGUACAGCUACCACUAUUUUUCUGCUUGCCUGCAACAGGACUUUGCGCAAGGCCGGAAGGAACGCAAGAUCGAAAAAGGAUGGACCGAGACAUCCAACGUGCUGUGCUUGAACGGACACAAGCAAACGAGCACAAUGAUACGCAAGUACGGAUGGUACGCAAAAAAGACUGGAGCUACAGGCAGGAGGAUAGCGAGUAGGUGGAACGAGGUAGGAAGGCAGCCACGGCAGGGGAAAGCAGGAACUAACAGAAAAAGUGAUAAUCUUCUUCCUACUUUUCUCAAUGAGUUAUUUUAUGGCGCAUGACAAUUAGCAGCUGCUAAUGAUUUGCACCUCCUGUUGCACACGAUUAUUUGUAAUGCUAAUAUUUUCCCCUUAGUAUUUUUUAACAUACAGAUAGACUUCCAGCUAAAAUCGGGCUAAGGGCAUCAACAUGAAAAUUUCAGAGGACAUCUCAUAACUUUCACAGGACUUGGCAUGGUGCAUAAUAAUGAACAAAAUGAAAAUACAUGAAAACAUAAGCAGGGGAUAUUAAGCGAGGAAGAGGGUUCUUUUUUCUGCACGGCAUAAAACCGAAGGCGAGAGAAAGGGAUCAACGAUCAACGAUGAGGACAGAAAGGAUGAAGAUCAGCAGAAAGGUCAAAAGCGGGGACAGUAUAGGAAUAAGUAGAUGCAGUGAGUUGAUCUUUGCUCCUGAUUUGUUCUUUCCUUUACUAAAAAACGAAAAUAGCUAGAUCUUUGUAAGUUCCACUAAAAUAGCCUGGAUCUCGCUUGAUCAAAUGUUGAAUUCCGAUGUACGCGACAGGAUUUUGAAUCCAAGAGAAUAUGCAUGAUAAGUUCUCAUCUGUGUCUGCAGAGAGAGACUCUUUUCUUUUGAUUUUUGAUAGGGCUUCGUACUAAAGAAAAGCCUUUAAAGCCAUGCGCCAUGCUAUGGAUGUGGUUGCACGUAUGGCAGCUGCGUGUAACCGAACAGGCUGGAAUGGUAAAUGUAGUUUCUAUUUUUCAAAGCAUCGGAUGAAGGAGGUUGAACAGUGAAGACUAAAAAGUGGAAAAGGUAGAGCGACAUUGCCGAAAAACUUCAACCAGUGCCGAAAGUCUUAACGAGCUGACUCUUGGCGCUGAUUUGCUGUUUCCUAACCCCGUUGCAGUGGGGGGUGGAAAACAGCAGGCAGUGUCAUCCCGGGCGUCCGUUCCCCCGCAGGCGUGAAUGUGAGGGACGAUGUAAGGAGAAAUACAUAUCUACACAAGGACCUGGGGGUUGUAUCUCCAACUGCCGAACGGCAACCCAGCGAGUACAGAUUCAGCGGACGCAAGCCAGAAGAACACAAGAGGAGGAACGAAGUCCGAGACGGCAAGAACAGCAGCAGCCACAGCCUUCCUUCUAUGCCGUUUUAUGACUUCUGCGUGCCUUUUGUAAGUAAUUUGUAUAAAAAAAAAAAAAAGUAUCAUUUCGAACAAAGCUCCUCGAACACAUAGGCAGAUGAACAAGCAUCGGCAGACUUGCAUAGAUCUGUUUGCAGCACUUCGUCUUGUAUAAUACUUCUAUCGUAGAAGUCGUGGAGUGAACAGAUUAAAUAGAGGAUGAAGAAAUGUCCACGCGCGUUGCUUCAUAACACCGACGAAAGUGCAAGAUGAAACUAGGAAAGUCCGCUUGUGGUUUUUCACCUGCGUAUGCAGUCGACGAAUCAGUAAGGGGGUUGAUCGACGACGAACAGGAGUUCCUGGACGCGAUGGUGGACGGACCACUGAAAGGCGUGGUGGAAGAAGUGAAGGGGAGCAUUGAUGCGGGAGGCAAUGCUCCGGGGGCAAAGCGCCGCGCGAUCACGUAUUACAACGUGAAAGAGGAAAUGGUUCAUUAGAUACGAAAUUGGGAUGAAAGCCCUAGAUUUUAAGUACAAAAAGAAAGUAAUAUUAUACUGAAGAAAUGUAAGACCCUAGAUGAAGAAGAUAAAUACAGCAAAGUCAAUUCCCGCAAUUCCAGAAAUGUUUAGACACCGGUGUGGCCGUGGUAGCGAACGUUUGGAAGAAUUUUAAACCGGGGUCCGCUCAAGAGCUUUGCCUUCGAGUUUGAGGUUUUUAACUACUUAAAGUUGUAGAAAAGUAGAUAAAGAGACGCGGCGACGAUCUUUCCCAUAUGACGAUAAAGAUACGCGGCGAAGCUCUUUCCCAUAUGACGAAUUUUACCAGGAGGAGCACUUACCCGGCAAUUCCAACGGCUAUGGCUAUCCACCCUAUUUGAACUACGUUUGCAUUUUAGCUUUCUUUUCAAGUUUUGAGGUUGAGUUUAGGUUUUGAAUUUACAAACUUUUUUUGGCUCUUCCCAAAAGCACGUAUUUAUUACACUGGUACUUUUUUUGGUGUUGUCUGAUUGAUAUAGUUCCGAAAUGUACACCACGACGGCAGAUUUGGUUUCUACUGGUUUCAGCUUGUAGCCCCGGGCGGGAGGCAUACAGGUCGAGACCGACAAGAACUGGUCGGUUGGGUAGGAAGGAAUGAACUACAAAACAAACAGCAGCAUCAAUGAAUACUAGUACGUAGACCGCGUAGACGAAAUAACAAAAAAAAACUACAGCUACACUGUACCAUAAAGAAAACAGCGUCCGCACGAAGAGUCAUGGUGCCGGCCGUGACUGCUAAACAAGACGACGCGAUUUGAACUUCAUUUGGUGUAUGAUCGCAACCGUUUCGAAUAACUGUACUUAUACGGAAGCAGAGCCUGUCCGUGCUUCCACAUUGGUUUUCCAAGAUGAAUAUUCUGCAUGUCUCUGCGGAUUGUGAAACACACAAGCUUGCCUCAU